UCUCCCAUAUUUCAUGUAAAAAAAAAAUAAAUGUGGGCCUAAAUUAUUUAAUGGGUUGGGCUUAAUUUGCUCAAUGGCGGGAGAAGCUCUGCUUUUCUCCUUCAAUAUCAGUAGUUUUGAGCGAGAGAAAAGAAAUAGGAGUAUGAAGAAGCUUGGCUCUGCCUUACGGUUAAACAUAUUCAACCUCAAGAAGGGAGGUGUAUUUCAAUGGAGGACUAUGACUAAUUCAACAUAUUCAGAAUUGCCUCCAUUUUCUCAAACUAUAGCUUCGGUACAGUCCAUCUUCUCCAAUCCCUAUUUCUCUCUUCUGGGUAUCUGCAGAAACAUCGAUUCCCUCAAGAAAAUUCACGCUUUGCUCAUAUUAAAUGGGCUAACCGAAGAUAUUAUCUGCAACACUAAAUUGGUUAGUUUGUAUGGUUCGUUUGGCUACAUUCGAUAUGCACGACAACUGUUCGAUCAAAUGCCUAACCCAGAUUUUUAUUCGUGGAAAGCGAUGCUUAGGUGGUAUUUCUUGAAUGAAUUUUAUUCGGCGGUUUUAAGGUUUCAUAAUCACAUGAGACUGCGUGUAAAAGAGAAUGAUAAUAUUGUUUUCUCGAUUGUGUUGAAGGCAUGCAGUGAGUCGCGCAACAUUGAAGAAGGGAGAAAGGUGCAUUGCCUAAUUGAAAAGGCGGGAAAUCCUGAUAGCUUUGUGUUGACAGGCUUGGUUGAUAUGUAUGCGAGAUGCGGAUGGAUUGAGAAUUCUCGAGCGGUGUUUGAUGGAAUUCUUGAUCGAAAUGUGGUCUCUUGGACUACAAUGAUUGUCGGGUAUGUCCAGAAUGACUGUGCCAAAGAAGGCUUGGCUUUGUUUAAUCGGAUGAGAGAAGGUUUUGUUGAAUGCAACGAGGUUACAUUAGGGAGCUUAGUCAAAGCUUGUACUAAAUUAGGAGCUUUGCAUCAAGGAAGAUGGUUUCAUGGAUAUGUUAGUAAAAGCGGUUUUGAACUUAAUUAUGUCUUAGGCACAGCUCUUCUAGACAUGUACGUCAAGUGUGGGAGCAUUAGAGAUGCUCGUUGUGUGUUUGAUGAGCUAUCCACAGUUGACCUUGUGUCUUGGACGGCAAUGAUUGUUGGCUACUGUCAGACUGGUCAUCCGGACAAGGCCUUGAAUUUAUUUACUGACAGUAAAUGGGUUGGUUUUCAACCAAAUUCAUUCACCACAGCCAGUUUACUUUCAUCAUGUGCACAGUUGAGUAAUUUGAAUUUGGGGAGGGUAAUUCAUGGUCUUGGGGUUAAACUGGGUUUGGAAGACUCAAUAGUUAGAAAUGCUCUGGUGGACAUGUAUGCAAAAUGCCAUACGCUUGGUGAUGCCCGUUAUGUCUUUGAAACGGUCUUGGACAGGAAUGUGAUAGCAUGGAAUUCAAUCAUUUCUGGAUAUUCGCAAAAUUGGUGUGCAUACGAAGCUCUUCAAAUGUUCCAUAGAAUGAGAUCAGAGUCAUUCGCACCCGAUGGUAUCACGCUAGUCGGUGUCCUUUCAGCUUGUGCUUUCCUUGGUUCUCUUCGAGUUGGUUCCUCUCUUCAUGCCUACUCCAUAAAGGGGGGCCUAAUGACAAAUAAUGUGGUUGUGGGGACUGCACUGCUGAACUUUUACGCAAAAUCUGGGGACACUAAAUCUGCACGUAUAGUUUUCAAUGGAAUGAAAGAGAAGAACAGUAUUACAUGGAGCACAAUGAUUGAUGGGUAUGGGAUACAAGGAGACAACAGUGGAUCUUUUACACUCUUCAAUGAAAUGUUGAAGGAUGAUAUUCAACCUAAUGAAGAAAUCUUCACAACUAUUCUAUCAGCUUGUAGUCAUUCAGGAAUGGUUCAGGAGGGUUGGAGGUAUUUCAAUCUAAUGUGCCAGCACUAUAAGUUCGUGCCUUCCAUGAAGCAUUAUACAUGUAUGGUCUAUCUAUUGGCUCGUGAUGGAAAACUUGAGGAGGCCAUGGAGUUCAUUAAAAAUUUACCCGUUCAACCAGAUGUGAGUUUGUUGGGAGCUUUUCUUCAUGGAUGCGAACUCUAUUCGAGGUUUGAUCUUGGAGAAAUUGUGAUCAGGAAAAUGCUAGAGCUCAACCCUCACAAGGCUUGUUACUAUGUGCUCAUGUCUAACCUUUAUGCCUCGGGUGGAAGGUGGAGCCAGGUUAAGCAGGUGAGAGAGAUGAUGAAGCAAAGAGGGUUCAGCAAGUCUCCUGGGAGUAGCAUGGUGGAGAUGAAUAGCUGUAAUGAUAUUUCAGCUGCAAGAGUGGCAUGUGUUGCUUAGUUAUGUGGUUGCUUUUUGAGAUGAGAACCACCAAGUUGGGAUGAUUGGGGGAUAUCUAUAAGACUUCUUGCCAGUGUGAAGAUAAACUUAAAAGCUUUGAGUCAUUCAAAGAUUGAUUAUAGCAUGGUGACACCUUCAAUUUACUGAUCAAAAUCUGCCCAAGAUUUUGCACCCAUAAAUGAUAAAAUCCUUUACCAGAAGGCAAUAAUCAUCAGCAGGCAGAGCUAAAAAAAUAUUGUUUACAAUUAUUUAUUUAUUAUUUUCUUUGCCCUGCUACCUUUGAGACAGUAGUUCUCGGCAGAUCCUAUUAACAAGUUAAAGAAGAGCUUCUUCUUACACGACAGUAGGACAAUGGUGAUUUGCUAGAUCAUUUCCAAAGCUCUAUUUCGGCGAUGCAUGAGACAAGAAUUUGAUGCAAGUAAAUACUCAGGGUUGGACCGAUGAAUUGAGAAAGACAUUGUACUAUACACCCUGUUGGCUAGAGUGGACAGAAUCACUGUGAAGACCUGUAGGGUUAUCAUUAACGGCAUAAUACUUUUUUUUUUUACUCUCAAAGACGAGUAUAUGUUCAUAUAUGUGUAGAAAUACUUGAGUGGAAAUAAAAAAAAAAAAGACAAAUUUUAUACUUUACCCUAUACGAA
Molecule: messenger RNA, 2913 nt
Organism: Humulus lupulus (European hop)
Lineage: Eukaryota; Viridiplantae; Streptophyta; Magnoliopsida; Rosales; Cannabaceae
Product: pentatricopeptide repeat-containing protein At2g03380, mitochondrial
Exons: 1
Coding region: 74-2272 (732 amino acids)
Biological process (GO): RNA modification
Cellular component (GO): intracellular membrane-bounded organelle
Molecular function (GO): protein binding; RNA binding
Source: RefSeq, a predicted model, not a curated record